GGCAGCUUCUGUUAUGGUUUGCCAAGCAGUCGUCUGGAUAACACUUCCGACCCUGGAAAUCCAAAGAUUAUUUAUUUUUUUACCCUGUGGAAAUACUAAUUCAAUUGUCGUUCCGGUUGGUAUUCAGAAGCUGCAGUGUCUUUGGCCAAAAUGAUGUCUGAAGAAAGCGCGCCUAUGAGGCACAUUGAUCUUGGGUCUCCGCCUCCUCUGGAACCACCAGUGGCUGGUUACAGGUUCCCCGGCCCUCCGCCACCCAUCUACUCCUGCACUCUGACCCCUGAGCUGGUGGCCAAGGCCCGGGAGGAGCUACAGGAGAAGCCAGAGUGGAGGCUGAGAGACGUGCAGGCCCUGAGGGACAUGGUGCUGAAGGAGCAGCCUAACCUCCGGACCAGGCUGGAUGAUGCCUUCCUCCUACGCUUUCUACGGGCCAGGAAGUUUGACUAUGACCGUGCCAUGCAGCUUCUCCUUAACUACCAUACCAGUCGGCGGGCCUGGCCUGAGGUCUUCCAGGACCUGAAGCCUUCCACUAUCAAACAUGUGUUAGACCUGGGCUUCCUCACUGUCCUGCCCCAUCCAGACCCUAAUGGACGCUACAUCCUCUGUCUCAGACCUGGAAAAUGGAAAGCGAAUGAUUAUCCAUUUGAGGACAACAUCCGGGCCAUUUACCUGACUCUGGAGAAGCUGAUUCAGCCAGAGGAGACUCAGGUUAAUGGGAUCGUCAUUUUAGCAGACUACACUGGGGUGGGCUUGUCUCAGGCAUCCAAUCCGGGCCCAUUCCUGGCCAAGAAGGUUGUCAGCAUCCUUCAGGAUAGCUUCCCAAUAAGAAUCAAGGCUGUUAACAUCAUAAAUGAGCCCCGGAUUUUCAAAGGGAUCUUUGCAAUAAUGAAGCCUUUUUUGAAGGAGAAGAUGGCAGAGAGGUACGUUCUCCAUGGGUCAGACCUGCGCUCUCUUCACCGCAACAUCCCUCGAUCCGUCCUGCCAGAGGAGUAUGGUGGGGUGGCCGGCCACCUCGACAUGUCAGCCUGGUCAAAGACAUUACUGGACUCUGAGGAGGAGUUUAUAGUGGAGUUCUGCCAGCCAGAUCCUCUAGAGGGCCUAGUUCUCCCAGACUCCAUGCUGUUAGAAGGGCAGCAGCCCAGUGGUGCUGCCCAGGAUGAUGACACCUUCAGGGGGCUACGCUCUCAGCUCUACUACUGUUACUGAUACUGACCAUUACGUCUCUCUUGUUUAACUAUUGUGAGGACACUAGCCUGGUCCCAGAUGUGUUUGUGCUGUCUUGCCAACGCCUAUAGUCAUUUAUGUGACAAUGACCAUAGGAGUUGGUAAAACAGCACAACUAGAUCUGGGACCAGGCUAUGAGGACACUACUGUUCCUUUUGAACAAUGUAUUUAUGUUUUAUCGUAGUCCCAUGGGGCAAGUUGUCAAUGUUAUUUAGUAGAAAUCACUACAGGAGGAGCUAAAGAGUCGUCUGGGGCCAUAAUCAAAAAGCGUCUCAGAGUAGGAGUGCUGAUAUAGGAUCAGUUUUACCUUUGAGAUCAUAAUGAAUAAUAUUAUAUGGACACAGGGGACCUGAUUCUAAUUACUGCUACUCUGAGACCCUUUACGAGUACAGGGCCUACUACAUGGCCAAGCAUAAGGCAGCUUUAGGUUCUGGCAAAGAGGCUUUAUAGGAGCUGCCUCUCGGUUUUAAACAAUUUCCAGUGUUUCAUUUAUUUCCUAUAGAGGAAGACGAUCAACUGUGCCCAUUUGAAAUGCCACUCACUUCCGCUUUCUCCUUAAUUUCUCAGAAUACACGUACUGAGGCUGUUCCUAUUAGACUUCCUCUGCAUGGUCAUAUUCAAACACCAUGUUGUAGCUAUACCGGAUCCAUGCCUUAAUCUAUUUUCGAUAAUGAUAGAUGUGCAAGGGGUUAUGAAUGGGGUUUAAUUUGUAACCAUACAAGGUUGCCACUUUUAUCCAAAGCAACUUACAGUGCAGUGAGUGGAUAGCCUACAAUUUUAGCAUGUGUAUGUGAUCCCUGCAGGAAUUUAAACCAGUGAUGAACUUGCCAUUGCUGGUGCCACGCUCUUACUAACUGAGCCACUCAAGACCAGUAAUGUCAGAGUUACUGAGAGCCCUAGCCUACAGUAUGACACGAAAAGCGAUAUUGAUGUGCAUUCGUUCUUAUUAACGUUUACGUUUACGUCAUUUAGCAGACGCUCUUAUCCAGAGCGACUUACAAAUUAAGACUCAUUUUACUAGCCUGGCUUCAAAGACGUAACAUAGUAAACAUACAUCUGUGACCCUCCAAUUAGUAUGAUAUGUUACAUUUGGUAUGGUUACAUAAGACAGAAGGUUACUUAAGGCAAAAACAAAAGUAGGGAGGUUGGUCAGGGAGGAUGGGUGGACGUAUAACGCAAACAUCUAGCAACCCAAAGGUUGCGUGUAUCGAACCACAUCACAGACAACUUUAGCUAAUUAGCAACUU
Molecule: messenger RNA, 2468 nt
Organism: Coregonus clupeaformis (lake whitefish)
Lineage: Eukaryota; Metazoa; Chordata; Actinopteri; Salmoniformes; Salmonidae
Product: alpha-tocopherol transfer protein-like
Exons: 6
Coding region: 151-1203 (350 amino acids)
Cellular component (GO): membrane
Molecular function (GO): phosphatidylinositol bisphosphate binding
Source: RefSeq, a predicted model, not a curated record